CCCAAGGAAGGAAGGAAGGAGGAACUUGCUCGAGACGCAUGUGUCACUUCCAGUGUGCUGCGAAACCCUGCUGCUAUGUGACUCCCCGGGAUUAUUUAGCUGGUUUUGCGGUUGGUGGGGAAGUAAAGUUAGAAAGUUUGGAUUUACAGUCGGUGUUUUUGGGGGUUGCGGGGCGCGCAGGGAAGGUAGUGCAAGUGGUUUCGGAAGUGGAGCGUGGCAGCGAAAAGGAAGAAGGGGGGGGGGCUUUCCAUUCCUGUGUGAUAGAAGAUAGCUCGCUUCGCUUGCUUGCCACGACGGGACUGACGUAGAAUAUGGCGGAGCAUCACCCGGUUUCCGACAACAAACACAAAUCCUCUCUGAACUCCGGAGCGUCGUACUCGGGGAACGGACGCAGCAGCACGGCGGUCGCGGAGAGAGGCAGCAACGCCGGGGCAGGAGGAGGUCUGUCCGGCGGCCUGUCGCAGCCAGCAGGGUGGCAGUCCUUGCUGUCUUUUACCAUCCUGUUCCUGGCCUGGCUGGCCGGUUUCAGCUCCAGGCUCUUCGCUGUCAUUCGCUUCGAGAGCAUCAUUCACGAGUUUGACCCCUGGUUCAACUACAGGUCGACUCACCAUCUCACCACCAAUGGCUUCUAUGAGUUCCUCAACUGGUUUGACGAAAGAGCCUGGUACCCUCUGGGUAGGAUAGUCGGGGGCACGGUGUACCCAGGCCUGAUGGUCACGGCGGGCCUCAUCCACUAUGUGCUCAACCUGCUGCACAUCACCGUCCACAUCCGGGACGUGUGUGUGUUCCUUGCUCCGGUGUUCAGCGGCCUGACCUCCAUCUCCACCUUUCUGCUCACGAGGGAGCUGUGGAACCAGGGAGCGGGGCUGCUUGCGGCCUGCUUCAUCGCCAUCGUCCCGGGCUACAUCUCCCGCUCCGUGGCUGGCUCCUUCGACAAUGAAGGCAUCGCCAUCUUUGCCCUGCAGUUCACCUACUACCUCUGGGUGAAGUCGGUGAAGACGGGAUCCGUCUUCUGGGCCAUUGGAUGCUGCCUCUCCUAUUUCUACAUGGUUUCAGCUUGGGGCGGUUACGUGUUCAUCAUCAACCUUAUUCCUCUUCAUGUAUUUGUCCUGCUUCUCAUGCAGCGCUUCAGUAGGAGAGUCUACAUAGCCUACAGCACCUUCUACAUCAUCGGCCUGGUCUUGUCCAUGCAGAUCCCCUUUGUGGGCUUUCAGCCAAUCAGGACCAGUGAACACAUGGCCGCAGCAGGUGUGUUUGUGCUGCUUCAGGUCUAUGCCUUCCUGCAGUACCUGAAGGACAGACUGACCAAGCAGGAGUUCCAGACUCUGUUCUUCCUCGGAGUCUCUCUGGCUGCUGGAGCUGUUUUCCUCUCUGUCAUCUAUCUGACAUACACAGGGUACAUUGCUCCAUGGAGUGGGCGCUUCUACUCCCUCUGGGAUACUGGCUAUGCUAAGAUCCACAUUCCCAUUAUAGCGUCUGUAUCUGAGCACCAGCCCACCACCUGGGUGUCCUUCUUCUUUGACCUACACAUCCUCGUCUGCACCUUCCCAGCAGGCCUCUGGUUCUGCAUUAAGAACAUCAACGAUGAACGUGUCUUUGUGGCCUUGUACGCCAUCAGUGCUGUGUAUUUUGCUGGCGUAAUGGUGCGUUUGAUGCUGACUCUGACUCCGGUGGUGUGCAUGCUAUCGGCGGUGGCCUUCUCCAGCGUCUUUGAACACUACCUGGGAGACGACAUGAAGAAGCAGGGCCCUCCUGCAGAGGACAGCAGCGACGAGGACGACAGGAAGAACGCCGGAAACCUCUAUGACAAGGCCGGUAAGGUGCGCAAACACGUAUCGGAGCAGGAGAAGGCCGAGGAGGGCCUCGGCCCCAACAUCAAGUCCAUAGUCACCAUGCUGAUGUUGAUGCUGCUCAUGAUGUUCGCCGUCCACUGCACCUGGGUCACCAGCAACGCCUAUUCCAGCCCUAGUGUGGUACUGGCAUCAUACAACCACGAUGGCUCCCGUAACAUCCUGGAUGACUUCAGGGAGGCCUACUACUGGCUGAGGCAGAACACUGACGAGCACGCCAGAGUGAUGUCCUGGUGGGACUACGGCUACCAGAUAGCAGGCAUGGCAAACAGAACAACGCUGGUCGACAACAACACAUGGAACAACAGUCACAUAGCACUGGUGGGCAAAGCUAUGUCAUCCAAUGAGACUGCAGCCUAUGAAAUCAUGAGGUCGCUGGAUGUUGACUAUGUCCUGAUCAUCUUUGGAGGAGUGAUUGGCUACUCAGGCGACGACAUCAACAAGUUCCUGUGGAUGGUGCGCAUCGCAGAGGGGGAGCACCCCCGGGACAUCAGGGAAAGUGACUACUUUACCCCGCAGGGAGAGUUCAGAGUGGACAAAGCUGGUUCCCCCACCCUACUCAACUGCCUUAUGUACAAAAUGUCUUACUAUCGCUUUGGAGAAAUGCAGUUGGACUUCCGGACGCCACCAGGCUUUGACCGAACACGCAACGCUGAGAUUGGCAACAAGGACAUAAAGCUGAAGCACCUGGAGGAAGCCUUCACUUCAGAGCACUGGCUGGUCAGGAUUUACAAGGUCAAAAAGCUGGAGAACAGAGACCGCGUAGAGCACAAGCUGCGAAGCACUGACACCACUAAGCAGAAGUACACCUCCAAAAAGACAGCCAAGAGGAAGCGGGGAUACAUCAAGAACAAGUUUUCCCUCAAGAAGGGCAAGAAACUGACCAAGAAAUCUUUAUAGGAAGGCCACCGCCGACAGAGGCACAUUAUGGAUGGGAGGGAGGAAUGAUCUUAAACACAAAACUUUUCAACAAAAACAUGCAGCAACAAGAAAAUCCACCAAUCAAGAUGAAUAAGGAACACCUGAGGUUCGCCAGACCCCUGUCAUCCCGAGCGUCCUCACCCGGAGGUCCAGGCUGGAAGCGUUACCAUCGCCUAGAAGAAUGUAUUGAACCCCAGCUGACCUUUGACCUGAUAAACGGGGUCAAGGAGGCGGAGAACGGGAGAUGUUUGCUAGUCGGAGUUCCUCCCCACACUGGUUUUAACCUGAGGAACUGUGACCUUUGACCCGCUUUUCUUUUUGUACUUGAACGCGAUAGGAGACAGAGAGAGCAAGAGAGAUUAGAUGUCCUCAAUCCAGGGACUACAGAAAAUACACCACUGUUCUCCAAUGUCCCCAGUUCAGGGCUGACACCCUAGACCUGCUCAACUUUAGGUAAAGAGCGAUUUUAGGAUGACAGAAAUGGUGUUUUCCCCUCGUUGGAGAUUAUUCAGUUCUUGAUAAUUAUUCAGUUUAAAGGAAAAGGAGAGAAACAGAAAUAGACCCACCAUCCUGCUUUUUUAGUUUUAACCGGCAGUCAGUCACAGUCUGAGCUUUGAGUUUGUGCUCAGAUGCUUUUGGAAAGUCCAGGUGUUGGAACAUCUCUGUAGUCUGUUUUUAUGUGUUUGAUUUCCUUUACGUUCUCCUUAGAAUCCAUUAUUACCAGGAACAUGCAUGUGCCAACAAGGAGAAGUCGUCACUCUUCAUACAACCUCAUACUGCUGCGCUGUCAUAUCAUUUUAGAACCAGACGGAUUCAUUCCCCUUUAUUAUAACUUGGUCUUUUUGUCAUGGUUUCUAUCAGUAACCAAAUUAAUAAUCGAGUACUCGGAGCACAGCGACAGAGGUCAAAAGAGGUCAGACAGGCCAACAAACACAAGCAUUCACGUGAUCUGUUUAGUUUUAAACAAACCAUCAUCGGAAGAGAAAACCGUCAAAUUAUUACCCAAACUGUCAGUAGUGAACAUCAGUUGCAGUUUAACUGUUUACUUACUGGUUCAACCUACAGUACUUUUACAUACAGUUUUCCUCUACAAUAAAGGAAUGUCACCAUUUCCCUUUUCCCUUCCAUCAAAAGGGGAAUCC
Molecule: messenger RNA, 3913 nt
Organism: Micropterus salmoides (largemouth bass)
Lineage: Eukaryota; Metazoa; Chordata; Actinopteri; Centrarchiformes; Centrarchidae
Product: dolichyl-diphosphooligosaccharide--protein glycosyltransferase subunit STT3B-like
Exons: 16
Coding region: 312-2750 (812 amino acids)
Biological process (GO): post-translational protein modification
Cellular component (GO): membrane
Molecular function (GO): dolichyl-diphosphooligosaccharide-protein glycotransferase activity
Source: RefSeq, a predicted model, not a curated record